This is a messenger RNA of Phragmites australis (common reed), 2300 nucleotides long. RefSeq lists its product as uncharacterized. Gene Ontology annotation, cellular component: Golgi apparatus. The record is from RefSeq and is a predicted model, not a curated record. The transcript has a single exon. Bases 124 to 2025 code for a protein of 633 amino acids. Lineage: Eukaryota; Viridiplantae; Streptophyta; Magnoliopsida; Poales; Poaceae.
AAAAAAAAAAAAAAAAAACUGGGAGGAGUGAGCUCCACGCCCCCUUGCUUGCGUCGUCCGCCCCCCGUCUCCAUCCAGAUCCCCACCCCUCCUCAUUCCCACUCCACUCCCAGAUCCGCGCGAAUGCUGGGCCGCGCGGCGGGGCUGUCGGCGCCGCGGUGGCGCGGCGGGGCGAUGGACCUGCGCGCGGCGCUGCGGUCGGGGGGCAACCUCCUCUUCGCGCUCUUCGUGGCCGCGGUGCUCGCCUUCACGCUCCUGGCGGCGGUCCACAGCCCCGAAGACCCGCUGCUCCACCCGUCCUCGCACCAGCUCACCGACUUCCUCACCUCCGCCACGUCCACCUCCACCUUCCUCGCCGACGACUCCGUGCUCCGCACCGGGGAGGAUUUCAACUCCUCUUCCUCUUCCGCCGCCGAGGCCGGCGGCGUCGACGGAGGCGGAGUCGUCGCGGAGGACGUCUCGUUCAUCAAGCUCUCGGACGUUGGGUCCGAGACCGAGAAGGCGGAGAGGGAGACGGAGCGGGCCGUCACCGUCGACACCGAGUCUGCCACGGGGGCGGCGGCCGAGGAGAACCCCAUCGCCGAGGCGGUCUCGUGCGACACGGAGGCGCCGGUGGACUGCACGGGGGACAGGGACCUCUUCAACCUGCUCAUGCGCACGGCCAUCGAACGGUUCCCUGACCUCAACUUCUACCGCUUCGGCCGCCCCGUCGCCGUGCCGGGCAGCCCCAUGGAGUGCGACCUCGCCUGGCGCUUCCGCCCAGCCGCCGACGCCAUCGGCAACGGCCGGACCACCUACUACAAGGACUACCGCCGCUUCGCGCUCACCCGCGACGUCAACACCUGCACCCUCGUCGUCGACAGCGUCGGGGAGUACCACUCGGGUGUCGGCGCCAAGCGCAGCGGCCGGCGCAAGGGGAAGAAGGGGAAGAAGGGCAAGCGUGAGGCGCCGGUGACUGACUUCGUGCCGGCCAAGACGCAGAUGAGGCUUGAUGAGAACGCGGCCAAUGAGGGCACCGCGGCUGUGGCCCAGCCGGUGCUGGUUGUUGGGGAGGCUGUCAAUGACAGCUUGCCGGUGGUUGCGUCCGAGUCCGAUUUCAGCCGUGGAAGGUACCUCAUUUACAUUGGCGGUGGCGAGAGGUGCAAGAGCAUGAACCACUUCAUUUGGGGGUUCUUGUGCGCACUCGGCGAGGCACAAUUCUUAAACCGGACGCUUGUCAUGGACCUCAAUGUCUGCCUCAAUGCACGGUAUACUGCUAGUGGCAAGGAUGAAGAGAAAGAUUUUAGGCUCUACUUUGAUUUCGAGCACUUGAAGGAAUCAGCAUCAGUCAUCGACCAAAGCCAGUUCUGGCAAGAUUGGGGGAAGUGGCACAAGAAGGAUAGACUGAAGAACUACUAUACUGAAGACAUCAAGAUGACCCCGAGGAAACUUCAUGACGUCAAGGACACCCUGAUCAUGAGGAAGUUUGGGAAUGUUGAACCGGAUAACUACUGGUCACGUGUGUGCGAGGGUGAGACGGAGGGAGUGAUCAAGCGCCCAUGGCAUUUCCUGUGGAAGUCCCGUCGCUUGAUGGAGAUUGUAUCUGCCAUUGCCUCACAGAUGAGCUGGGACUUUGAUUCGGUCCACAUCGUGAGAGGGGAUAAAGCCCAGAACACACAACUUUGGCCAAACCUUGAUAGAGAUACCUCGCCAGACAGCCUCCUUAUGACACUUAAUGAUAAGGUUGGUGCUGGCCGGCAUUUGUACAUCGCUACUAAUGAGCCCGACAAAUCGUUCUUUGACCCACUUAAGGAAAAGUAUAAAACACACUUCCUGGAUGAUUUCAAGGACUUGUGGGGUGAAAAUAGUGAGUGGUUUGCUGAAACUAAGGAGCUAAGCAAUGGUAAGCCAGUGGAAUUCGAUGGGUACAUGAGGGUUGCAGUCGACACUGAGGUGUUCCUGAGGGGGAAGAGACAUUUGGAGACAUUCAACGAUCUUACGCGUGAUUGCAAGGAUGGUGUGAAUACAUGCCCAGCUUCCUCCUGAACAUCUGGUGGCCUAAGGUGAGCCGAUAUCUGAAAUAUUAUGCUUGACAGAAUAUUUCCAUCUGUGUUGUUGGUUCCUCAUAAGCAUCCGUGGCCUUGUUGUAGCUAGCUAGCCGGUAUUAGUUUUUGUUAUACCACGAUUGCUGAUUUUGUGCCUCCAGAUUACAUUUGUCUGUUGAGUUCAUGCAUUGGACUUAUGCUGAGACAAUUUGUUGAUGUUACCUUAUUGCAGCUGUGUUUUGUAUCUCUCCUAUAGCUCAUCAAUUUUUCAAACCA